AUGAUCGCCCACGCCAUGCGACAAGCUCGCCAUUGCCGGCCGCUUCUCACCAUCCUCGCUGCUCUCUCGGUGCUAUGUCUGAUCUGGCUCAUUUACCCACCCUACAGCUCAUUCUCUUGGCCCGAUGUAUCUCCCGAGCCCUCACCACAGCGCAUCGCCAAGGUGUCGAUGCUGUACGGGAGGCCUAACCGGCUGUACGAGAGAGCGCUGCAGAGCCACACCCGACACGCCCAGCGCUGGGGAUACCCCAUGCACAUCCUGCGGGAGGAUAUCUCCGUGGGGUUCUGGAAUAAACCGAGCUAUCUUCUUUCGCUCGUGAUUGGUGAGCUGGCAAAGCCACCGGGGAAAAGGGUGGAGUGGCUGAUGUGGGUGGAUGCAGACUCGAUCAUCCUCAAUGGCGCUAUUCCCGCCGACCUGUUCAUCCCCCCAAGUGAUCUGAAGGAUAUCCACCUCGUCGCGACCAAAGAUCACAAUGGCUUGAACACCGGCAUCAUGUUCCUGCACAUCCACCCGUGGACGAUCAACAUGCUCGUCGAGAGUCUGGCAUACCCUCUGUAUCUCCCCAACGAAACUCUCGGUCGGUCGAUGGACCAAGAGAGUAUGGCCCGCGUACUGAAUCAAACGACAGGAGGUCCCAAGGGGGAGGGAUACGUCGAUGGAUUGGUAUAUGUGCCGCGAACAUGGAUCAACACCUACGAAUGGACGCACGCCUACGAAGGAAAGAGAGGAAAUCUACUCGUGCAUUUCCCCGGACUCGAGGAGCAUCGAUGGUCGCAUAUGUCCAAAUGGCUGGAUAUCGUGGAAAUCACGCCGACCCGGUGGGAAGUGCCGCUGGAGGAGACACAAUACCUGAACGAGACCACGGCUUUCUGGACAAGGGUUCGGACGGCGAUGGAGACGAUGGCGCUGAUGGAGAAGAAGAUUGACGCAAUGCCAAACAAAACAGAUAGCCAGAGGGGAGAGAUCGAGAGGAUCGAUGUGGCUGUGAGGGCGUUACGAAAGGCUCUUCACGAAGAGGCGGACAAUGUGGGGAUGGUCCAAGAACGGCUUGAUUAUCUGAGUAUGUUCAAACAAUAA
Aspergillus clavatus NRRL 1 is the source of this 1077-nucleotide messenger RNA. RefSeq lists its product as uncharacterized. The transcript has 2 exons. Gene Ontology annotation, cellular component: Golgi membrane. Gene Ontology annotation, biological process: protein N-linked glycosylation. NCBI's taxonomy places the organism in Eukaryota, Fungi, Ascomycota, Eurotiomycetes, Eurotiales, Aspergillaceae. The coding region runs from base 1 to 1077 and encodes 358 amino acids. Gene Ontology annotation, molecular function: glycosyltransferase activity. The record is from RefSeq and is a predicted model, not a curated record.